GGAGCCCCUGAGCUGCGAGGCGGGGCUGGAGGGGCAGUGCGGGCCCGGGGCGGUGGGCUCCCGGCCCCGGGGGGAGCUGCGAAGCUGUUGGGGCUGGCUGCAGACCCUCUGUACACGCUGUCGAGUGAGAAGGACCAUUCAAAGGCAAAUAUCCAACUUGUCAGUGAUAAAUUGGUAAAGGUACCAAUUUUCACAAGUAUGUUUAGUAGCUUGAUCCAUUUCCCGGGCUACAGUCUGUGCUUGGACGGCAAAGAUCCAGUGCCUCCAUUCAUUGACCGAAGAUGGAGAGGGAGGGCUCAGCAGUGCCUGGAGGCUCUUCAGCAGCUUGCUGUAGGUCAACCUUCUCUCCAAAUACCCCAAAUCGUGUAUGAAGAUCCUGAAGUCACUGGAAGGAAUCGUUACAAAUAUUUUGCACGACCUCUCAUCCCUUCUAAUAAGCUGCUUCCACCAAACGUUUGUUUUGCAAUGGAAAUGACAGAGCCCUUUAUCCUUUCAGCUACAAGAGACAGCAAGAUCUUUGGUCCCAAGUUACAAACUUUGGGCACACAGACAGAUUACAGGGAUGGUGAAGCCCAAACGGAUCCCUAUUCCCCUGAGUAUGUAGUUCCCAGUGGCUCAGUCCCUGAACUUCUGACACUUGCUACUCUCACUUGGGGUCGGGGGCUACCAGCAGGACUAGCCGAGGUGGAGAUGAUUGAACGUGCCCGGGAAAAACGUGCGUGGGAAGCAACUCUUCCAGCCAUGGACAAUGCCUCACAAAUUGCGAAGAGGAGGAAAAUGAUGGAUGAUAUGGAGAGGAAGGAGUGGGCCUUUAGAGAACAGGAAAUAGAAAAGUUGCAGGAGAUUCGACUGAGAGUCUUAAAGAAGCUGCUGCAGAGGCUACAGGAGAAACAGAAUGAGCUAGAUGCCAAGCGCUUGGAUGACCACUGGCAAAAUCAUCAGAAGGCUAAAAAAGAGAAAAUGAAAAAGAUUCAGCAUGACUUUGUACUGAUGCUCAGGAAACUGAUAGCUAAGAGGAAGAAUGUGAUGGGGAAACUGGAGAGACGAGAUAUCAUCAAAGAGUAUACUGACUUUGCAUCGCAAACAUAUGCUCCUUUAUCUAGGAUUGGUUAUUUCCCAGACAACCAUUCUGAACGCUUUGUUGUAAAAAACUUCUAUCUUAACACCUUUGCAGGACUGUGUGAACUGGAAGCAGCUCUCCCACAUUCUGUCACCCAGGCUGAGAUUAAAGCUCCAAAGCCUAAGUACACUACUACUAAGACUGGAUUUAUUAAAAGAUCAGCAAGACUAGAGGUGGCGCUGGCACAGGUUCACCAGGCACUAUUGGAGAAGAAGAAUAAAGUCAAAGAGCCAAAGAAGCCCCCUCGUUUCCUUCAAAAAAUAGAAAAGCCUGUUCCUCGCCCCCCCACUCCAGUUCUGGAAAAACCAUCAGUUAAGGAAGAGGAAAUAGAACUGGCAGUGAUCUGUCUGCAGAAGUUGCUCCGAGGAAGGGCUAUUCAGAACUUGAUGUUUGAAGAGAAGGAGAAGCGGAUGGAACUGAUCCGAGAGCUGCGCACCACUCACGCACUCCAGGAAGAUGGACAGCUGCUUCUGAAAGCAGAGGAGCAAAUGACACGGGCCUUACAGCAACAGCGUGACUUGCAAAUGCACGAGCUGUCAUCAAUGGAAAGCCGCUUGGCCCAGGAAGAAGGAAGGGCACUGGCAAACAUGUUUGAUUUCCUGUCCAAGGAGCUGUUGAGGCUGCAGGAAGAGCGGAAGAUCCACGCUUUUGUCAUGCUGGCUGAGAGGCAGAGGCGGAUGCGGGAGGCGGAAGAGAGCGGACGCCGUCAGGUGGAAGAGAGGCGUCGGCAGGAGGAAGAUGAGAUUUUCAGACAGGUGGUGAAGGUGCAGCAGAGCACUAUUGACUCCUACUUGGAAGACAUUAUCCUGAGUACCAUGGAGAACACAGCUGAAGAACAAGCCAGGGAAGAGAUUCAGAGAAUGGCCGUAGAAAUCAAUGACAUUGCUUAUGAAAUGGAAAGUUGUCGAACUCACCUACAGUCAGAAGAGAUUGUAGCAGAGCUGGUUUAUGCUUUCCUGAUCCCGGAGAUUGAGAAAACCUCUAUCAGAGAAAAAGUGAGGCAGUCCCAAAGAAAGCACAUCUAUGCUGCUCAUCAGAUAAUCCACAGAAGCACAGAAGAGUUAUUGGCUGAUCCAGCACUACAUCAGGAGACGUCUGCCAGCAGGAUAGAGGGAGAUCCUCCAGCUGGGACAGGUGGUGGUCUGAGCCCUUCUGAUGGGUCAGACAAGGAUGGCACAGCCUCCUAGAGACACAAGCAAGGGCAUCCAGAAUGCAAAAGCACCUCUCUCUUCUUUGGUCUGCGCCUCCUGCUGCCCACCAGCAAUAUUGUCCUGGAACCACGCUCUGUACAUUUCAGUGUGGCAGCCCCAGUCCAAGCCCAGCCCCCCAACUAGCUCUGGACCUCAUAAGCUAAUUCUCCUCUUCUAAUUAUUAAGAGAAGCUUGAGUGAGAGACCAGUGCUAGCACUCCUUGUUUGUCUUCCUGCCACAGGCCAACAGAGAUCUGCACCCGAGCUUUUGAUGGUAUUUCCUUUUAUCAAUAACAUUAAAUGAAAAGAUAUUCCAGCAGUGGGAAAUUUUGCGUUGAGACUGUACAGGGAGUCUUUUCUCAAGCACGUCCCACUGAUUUCCUUAGUGGAGUAAAGCAAAGAGUGGAUUGCUGUUUGAGCACCACUAUUGAUAAGCAUUGUAGUUGAAUGAAAACUGUCCUUGACAAGCUACUAAUGGGGGUCAGGUCUUGCAUCAUCUUCUCACAUAGCUCGGCCGUCACAUAAAGAAAAGGUGCUCUUGCCAUCAGUAGAGUGGUUCCUGCCAACCAGGCAGUGUCUGUCACUACUAACCAAAGCUAGGUGACAGCAGAAUGACACUGGGGCUGGUGUACCUUGGGUGAAGGACCCAUUAACCAGUGCUUAUGGCUUUUUCAAAGAUUUUGCUCUUUGCGCUGACCUCUUUUUGCUUUUUCUUAUCCCGAAGGAGAACAAUUCUGGAAAGAAUCUUAUUUCUUAGAACAGCAUUAGUCACUCUGGCUUUCCGUCUCCAGGGGGCUAUGCAGAGAGAGUUUGCUGGCUUUGCCUUGUUUGCAAGCAUGGGGGUGCUCCAGCUCAGGAUGUCAGAAACCAGCAGGCUGCAGACAAGCGCAGUGCAUCUGAUCAGAGAGCUGUCGGACUUGCUCAGCUCUCAAGCACUCACCUGUCAAAAUUCCUCAGGUCUGCGGGUUUAGCAUCUCAAAGGUACAUUUACGCCAAUACCAACAUCAAAUGCACCAGUUUUUGGAGGGGCAGGCAUAGCCACAACUAAACACCCAAAAUGCUUACUCACUGAUGCUCUGGCUACAACUCAUGCAAUAAAUAGCAGUGUUAGCUCUCAAUGCUAAUGUGAUAAUGGGCUGAUAUCUGUGUACUUCCAUCAUUUCUCUGAAACUGAUAGCCCCUGCUUUGUGUGGGGUCUGUAAAGCUUCGGGUGUAGUCCAGCUAGCUAAUUCUGAACCUAGCUCUGGUCCUUCAAAAAACAGAAACCAGCAGCAGCUCAAAAAUUCAGGCUCACUAGGGCAUUCCGGGGAAAAAAUGUGCAUCACAUUUGUUUUGUGGACUAGGGGGGCAAGGGUCAGGUAGAAGAAAAAAAAAAACAGUCUGAAUACCCCUGUAUUCCCCUGAGCUGUAAAUGAGAACUGGGGAGAGGAAACAGAACUGUGCCAUGAAACCAUUGCUGGGCUCUCAGUCACU
Cygnus atratus (black swan) is the source of this 3782-nucleotide messenger RNA. It is a transcript of the gene CFAP91, whose product is annotated as cilia and flagella associated protein 91. The transcript has 18 exons. The record is from RefSeq and is a predicted model, not a curated record. Bases 199 to 2307 code for a protein of 702 amino acids. NCBI's taxonomy places the organism in Eukaryota, Metazoa, Chordata, Aves, Anseriformes, Anatidae.